Molecule: messenger RNA, 2431 nt
Organism: Xiphophorus hellerii (green swordtail)
Lineage: Eukaryota; Metazoa; Chordata; Actinopteri; Cyprinodontiformes; Poeciliidae
Gene: slc68a1a
Product: major facilitator superfamily domain containing 13A
Exons: 9
Coding region: 211-1719 (502 amino acids)
Source: RefSeq, a predicted model, not a curated record
AGUCGUCACAGCCGUGAGUAACCCACCCAUCUGAGUGAGUAGUCAAUGACGUGGACUGUCUGGUUCUGCUUCCCCCGGUGUCGAUACGAACUCAGUGUGUUCGGUCUGGAUACCUGACAGCUUCUUUAGUCGGAUAUGUUUCUGUGAACGUGGGUCGUCCAGGCAAUGAUGAUCACAGCUUACCUCAGAGAAAGGACCUGAGAGAAAAGCAUGGGCAGGAGCGUCUGGGGCUUCUGGCAGAGUGUCUUCUCCACUGCAGUGCUCUAUGGCUCACUGGCCCUUUUUACGUCCAUUCUCCACAAUGUGUUCCUGCUUUAUUACGUGGAGACGUUUGUGUCCAUCUACAAGAUCGAUAAAAUCUCCUUCUGGGUGGGAGAGACUGUAUUCCUUCUCUGGAACAGUCUGAAUGACCCUCUCUUCGGCUGGCUGAGUGACCGCGCCUUCCUCAGCUCUCCUCAGUCAGGCUCUCAGAUCACAUCGCCAGAGGUGGUGCUGAAGCGCCUGAAGGCCCUUUCUACAAAUGGCCCUCUCUUCGCCCUGUCCUUCCUGGCCUUCUGGGUGGCGUGGGCCAGGCCAGGCCUGCAGUUCCUGCUGUGCCUGUGUCUGUACGACGGCUUCCUCACCAUGGUGGACCUCCACCACAGCGCCCUGCUGGCCGACCUCGCCGUGUCCGCCGCCGACCGCACGCGCCUCAACUUCCACUGCUCCGUGUUCAGCGCGUUGGGCUCCGUCUCUGUUUUCCUCUCCUACUCUGUCUGGGACAAGGAGGAUUUCUACUCCUUCCGUCUGUUCUGCUUGACUCUGGCGGCUUUUUCCAUUUUGGGCUUUUUCGUCGUGUCUCGGCUGCUGCAGCAGCGUUUCAACAAGGAAAUCCGCUCAAAGCUAGAUGAGGCGUCAACACUGAAGGAGCUGAGUGUCGGUUUUACUCAAAUAGAGAAACCUAUCACUAUUGGCCAGUAUCUGAAGCAGCUCUCCAAGCACAGAAACUUCAUGUGGUUUGUGUCCAUGAAUCUUAUCCAGGUGUUUCACUGCCACUUCAACAACAACUUCUUUCCUCUUUUCCUGGAACAUCUCUUGUCUGAUAACAUUUCUGCCUCUACAGGUUCAAUCCUGCUCGGGAUCUCUUACGUUGCCCCCCACCUCAACAACUUGUAUUUCCUGACACUGUGCCAGCGUUACGGCGUUUACCAGGUUAUCCGCUGGCUGUUUAUGCUCAAACUGGGACUUAGUGUGGUUAUGCUGCUUGCAGGGGCUGACCACAUUUAUCUGCUGUGCAUCUUCAUUGCUAGUAACCGGGUGUUCACAGAGGGCACCUGCAAGCUGCUGAAGCUGGUCAUUUCUGAUCUGGUCGAUGAGGACUAUGUGGUGAACAGACGUCAGCAGGCCGCCUCGGCUCUCCUCUUUGGGAUGGUCAACCUGUUGACCAAACCGGGCCAGACAUUCGCCCCACUCAUCGGCACCUGGCUGCUCUGCGUUUACACGGGUUAUGAUAUUUUCCAGAGGACACCCAUGAAGGAUUCUGUGUCUGCAUCCGACUCAGGGACUCCGCCUCUCCGUCUGGGCUGUUUCUACAUGUUGGUGUUUGUGCCUAUCACCUGUGCCCUGCUCCAGCUGGCCACCUGGUCUCGCUUCACUCUUCACGGCCGAAAGCUACAGGGAAUCAAGACCCUGCGUCAGGGGACCCAGCAUGGUAGUCUCAUCGAUGUCAAGGCUAUUUAAACUAGAAAAAAGAAAGCACAAAGACACUUUUUAAAUAACCGUUUUUCAUGUUUCUGUGAUGUCUUAAGAAGCAAAAAGCUGCCGCGUCUUCACUCUGCAGCCUUCAUUGUGAAAUUCUGAACAUUUACAGAAUUUUUUUUUUUUUUUUUUGUACAGUAAAAAAUUACAUAAGGGAAGCAUUUUUUACUGAAAUAUGCCUUAUUUUUUAUAUUGGAAUUCAGAUUAUAUUUGUAUUUAAAUGGAAGACCAAAUGCUAACAUUAAGCCAAUCAAUCCUUCUGGGGUUUGUGGACCAAGAUGAAGGUAAUGUCCUAUCCUCGCUGCUCAGUAAUAAUCUAUAACAUCAGCUUGUUAAUCCAAAUCAGGAGAACCUGUUUUACACUGGCUCUACAAGUGAAGUGUUGAAAAAACAGAGACUGGAAUAUAACUAGACUGAAUUCAGAGUGCCAUUGAUACAGCAUACAACUAGCGAUCCAACACAGCUAAUUUAAAAUGUUUACUACACAGAAUGUCCUGCCAGAAACUUGUUCUGUAAAUUUUGCUAGCACUGAAUAUGUUUAGCUUUGUCAUCUGUGUAAUGUAAUGUUCAGUAGGUUAUAUUUAAUUGUCUUUUUCAUUUGUCACAAAACUGAAAAUUAACCACAUCUGUCAGGGCUCCAUGAUAUAGUGACACUUUGACUAGGGAAAGUAAUAAAAAAUGUUCUACACAAGAA